Molecule: messenger RNA, 3924 nt
Organism: Castor canadensis (American beaver)
Lineage: Eukaryota; Metazoa; Chordata; Mammalia; Rodentia; Castoridae
Source: RefSeq, a predicted model, not a curated record
UCCCGCAGCCCCGACCCGCGUGCGCCAUCCCUGGACCGCGGCUCGCAGAGGUCGGAUCCUGCUCUCCUGCUGCGCCCGCGAGGUGCCUUUGACCUGCUCUGCUGCCAUGAAGAUUGCAGUGAUUGGGCAGAGCUUAUUUGGCCAGGAAGUUUACUGCCACCUGAGGAAGGAGGGUCACGAGGUGGUGGGUGUGUUCACCGUCCCAGACAAGGAUGGGAAGGCGGACCCUCUGGGCCUGGAGGCUGAGAAGGAUGGAGUACCUGUGUUCAAGUUCCCCCGGUGGAGGGCAAGAGGACAGGCUCUGCCCGACGUGGUAUCCAAAUACCAGGCUUUGGGUGCCGAACUGAACGUCCUGCCCUUCUGCAGCCAGUUCAUCCCCAUGGAGAUCAUCAAUGCCCCCCGACACGGUUCCAUCAUCUACCACCCAUCUCUGCUCCCCAGGCACAGAGGGGCUUCAGCCAUCAACUGGACCCUCAUUCACGGAGAUAAGAAAGGAGGCUUUACCAUCUUCUGGGCUGAUGAUGGUCUGGACACUGGGGACCUUUUGCUGCAGAAGGAAUGUGAGGUGCUCCCCGAUGACACCGUGAGCACCUUGUACAACCGCUUCCUCUUCCCGGAAGGCAUCAAAGGGAUGGUGCAGGCCGUGAGGCUGAUCUCCGAGGGCAAAGCCCCCCGACUCCCUCAGCCUGAGGAAGGAGCCACCUAUGAGGGCAUUCAGAAGAAGAAACGAGCUGAGAUUAACUGGGCCCAACCUGCAGAAGCCAUUCACAACUGGAUCCGUGGAAAUGACAAGGUGCCAGGUGCCUGGACAGAGGCCUGUGGACAGAAGCUGACAUUUUUCAACUCGACACUGAACACUUCAGGCCUGGUGCCUGAGGGAGAAGCUUUGCCCAUCCCAGAAGCCCAUCGGCCAGGCGUGGUCACCAAAGCAGGUCUCAUCCUCUUUGGCAAUGAUGACAGAAUGCUGCUGGUGAAGAACAUUCAGCUGGAGGAUGGCAAGAUGGUUCCAGCCUCUCACUUCUUCAGGGGAGCAGACAGCAGUGCCCUGGAGCUGACGGAGGCAGAGCUGGCUACUGCGGAGGCUGUGCGGAGUGCUUGGCAGCGAAUCCUCCCCAAUGUGCUGGAGGUUGAAGACUCUACGGAUUUCUUCAAGUCGGGGGCUGCAUCAGUGGACGUUGUGAGACUGGUGGAAGAAGUGAAGGAGCUGUGUGAUGGCCUGGAGUUAGAAAACGAAGAUGUUUACAUGGCCACCACCUUUGGGGACUUCAUCCAACUCCUAGUGAGGAAGCUGCGAGGGGAGGAUGAAGAGAACGAGUGCAUCAUUGACUACGUGGAAAGGGCUGUGAACAAGCUGACUCUCAGAAUGCCCCACCAGCUCUUCAUUGGGGGCAUGUUCGUGGAUGCUGAGGGCGCCAAGACCUAUGAUACCAUCAACCCCACAGAUGGAAGUGUCAUCUGCCAGGUGUCCCUGGCCCAGGUCAGUGAUGUUGACAAGGCAGUGGCUGCUGCAAAGGAUGCCUUUGAAAACGGGUUGUGGGGGAAGAUCAGUGCGCGGGACCGGGGCCGGCUCCUGUACAGGUUGGCGGAUCUCAUGGAGCAGCACCAGGAAGAGCUCGCAACCAUCGAGGCCCUGGAUGCUGGUGCUGUCUACACCCUGGCCCUGAAGACCCAUGUGGGCAUGUCUAUCCAGACCUUCCGCUACUUUGCUGGCUGGUGUGACAAGAUCCAGGGCUCAACCAUUCCCAUCAACCAUGCCAGACCCAAUCGCAACCUGACCUUGACCAGGAAAGAGCCUGUUGGGGUCUGUGGCAUUGUCAUCCCCUGGAACUACCCUCUCAUGAUGCUGUCCUGGAAGACAGCCGCCUGCCUGGCUGCAGGGAACACGGUGGUGAUCAAGCCUGCCCAGGUGACCCCACUCACAGCCUUGAAGUUUGCAGAGCUGACAUUGAAGGCCGGCAUUCCCAAGGGUGUGGUCAACAUCCUCCCAGGAUCUGGCUCGCUGGUCGGCCAGAGACUCUCAGAUCAUCCCGAUGUGCGGAAAAUUGGGUUCACAGGCUCCACAGAGGUGGGAAAGCACAUCAUGAAGAGCUGCGCCCUGAGCAAUGUGAAGAAGGUCUCCCUGGAGCUUGGCGGGAAGUCGCCUCUUAUCAUCUUUGCUGACUGCGACCUCAGCAAGGCUGUGCAGAUGGGGAUGAGCUCCGUUUUCUUCAACAAAGGGGAGAACUGCAUCGCAGCAGGACGCCUCUUCGUGGAAGACUCAAUCCAUGACGAAUUUGUGCGGAAGGUGGUGGAGGAGGUGGGGAAGAUGAAGAUCGGCAACCCCCUUGACAGGGGCACCAACCAUGGGCCGCAGAACCACCAGGCCCACCUGAGGAAGCUGGUGGAGUACUGCCAGCGUGGAGUGGAGGAAGGGGCCACGCUGGUCUGUGGUGGGAAGCAAGUCCCUCGGCCAGGCUUCUUCUUUGAGCCAACUGUCUUCACGGACGUGGAGGACCACAUGUUCGUAGCCAAGGAGGAAUCCUUUGGGCCCAUCAUGAUCAUCUCUCGGUUUGCUGACGGGGACACGGAUGCUGUGCUGUCACGAGCCAAUGCCACAGAAUUUGGCCUGGCCUCUGGUGUUUUCACGCGGGACAUCAGCAAGGCCCUGUAUGUCAGUGACAAGCUCCAGGCAGGCACUGUGUUUGUCAACACAUACAACAAGACUGACGUGGCUGCUCCCUUUGGAGGAUUCAAGCAAUCUGGAUUUGGCAAAGACCUAGGAGAGGCAGCCCUGAAUGAGUACCUGCGGGUCAAGACGGUAACUUUCGAGUACUGAAUCAAGGUCUCUGCAAGAGGAAAGACCCCAUCCCCACAGUGCCCCUUCUUCUGCACCCAUGUGCCUUCCCUUGGAGGCCUGACCACUCAGCCUGGGACACUGGAAGCCCUCUGCCUGCUCCCCUGUCUGUGUUGGGAACUCUGAACAUGUGACACUUGGCUGAGUAGGGAGUGGUCCACAGGACAAUAAAGGUUGUGAGCAGAGGUGGUCUGGGCUGUGGGUCUCCACUCUGUCUGUGGGUGUCCUGGGUGCCUGGAAGUCUGUAGUCCCUGGAGUCCUGGGAACAGCAAUGUUGCUUGACCUUGGGAGAAGCCAGACUGUCCUGGAGAGACAGAAGUAAAUGUGUGUGGUUAGCUCAGGACUCCACAGGCAGUGGCUGAGAGGGAGCUAGGGAUGCAAGAGGUCUGCAGAAGGGACCCCUGGGAAACACAUGGAAGGAGUAGGACUGGGGGAGAACCCUGAGUAGUGAUGCAGCUUGGUUUCCUCAGCAAAGAUUCAUGGCCCUUUCCCUGGGCAGCACUGCUGUCUUUUGCCCUAUCUUGUACCUUCUGAUCUCUCCUAAGCCCAGGGCUCCCCCUGUAGGGCUUCUGUCUUUCCUGUGUCCUUGCCCUAUGGGAGCCAGGGCCCUCUCCUCAGCACCCUCAUUCUGUAGAUCCCACACACACACCUACAACCCAGUAGACCUGCUCUUGCCUCAGUUUCCCCCACGUGCUCACUCUCUUUUUGGCAUCCCUGUCCCCACCACCACCUGGCUCUGCCUGAGUCCCAAAGUGCCCCACUCACCAUUUCCUCCACCAAGUCCCUUCUAUCCCAGUACAGACUGGGAGUAUCCCAGGUCAGCCUAUGCUUGUCCGGGAGCACCUUAUGCCCUUCCCGUGUCAACACUGCUCUUUCUGAGCUUGCAAAGCCCCAGUCUCCUUAAAGGUCUCUACCUGCCUGACCUUCCUCUCUAUCCUUGCCUUCCACUAAGUGUAGUUGUGAACUGUGAUGACACUGUGGUUGAUGGGACCAUACACACAGUGGUGGUCCUGUAGGAUGUCAGUGCAGCCACCUAGUAACACGGGGAGAUGUAAUGUUGCACGGCACACUGAGGUGUUUUGGGGAUGCUG